GUAGUGGCCAUGGAAGCAGCACUUUGCUCCCUCAUACCAUCAUGAAUGAAUUUCCAGAGUACAGCGCUGUAGAGCCGAGUGGAGAUGCGCUGAGAGCUUCAUUGCCACACCAGGCAGAGCCUGUGGCACGCAGUCCAGAACGAAGGGAUGGCCACCACCAGGUGCCUGGCAGGCCCUUUCCUCAGUGUGUGGCUCCUGCAGACAGUUUGAGACCUGACGGUGGGGCAGCACAGCUGCACGCCCUAGAAAAAGGUUUACAACCUGCAGGUAACCUGCCAGAGAUUACGAAACUCUCUCAAUAUCUGGAAGCAACAAAGGUGCAAGAGAGAGCAAAUACCUCUCUUGAUUCAGAGACACAAAUGGAAAAAAAGAGCGUUACUGGGAGCCAAAAUGUGCAGGCAGCCAGAGAACCAGUUCCAGCAGGCCAAGAAAAACCCUCAGACAUGCCUCUUCCAUCUGAACAAACUGCUGAGGAAAAAAUGCAUUUGAUCAUAGAGAAAGAUCUGACUGCAAUAUGGACUGGAGAAAAGCAGUCUGAGUCCUUGCAAGCUAUCAGUAAUAAAGCUGAGGAGGUCCACGCAGCGCAGGAGACAAGCUGUCAUAGACCAUCUGUGACAAACCUGGAAGCAGCCAGCAGAGUGGAGGGGUGGGCGCAUUUUGAGGAUUUUUCAGCAUACAGUCAAGGCAAAAUGCAAAUGGGUCCUGAAAGGAGGCUCUCUAAAGAGGCAGCUGUGAGUAAACAUGUAGAAUUUCAAGGGGUGGAGAUUUUAUGGCUGCAAACAGCUGAGGAGCAGAGAAGAAAGAAGCACUCACUGCUGGAGACUGUGUCCGUGGAGAGGAAGGCAUUCCCCAAAACAUCCAGCCACCCUGCGCCACUGAUGGUAUCCCCAGGCUUGGUCUCCUCACCAGACAGCGCUUGGAGCGAGGUCUGUGAGAACCCAAGUCUGGGACCUACUGCCUCUGGAGCCGCUCCUCUGGCACUGCUUGAUGAAAGCGGGGAGGAUGAAGUUUUUGUGAAGGAUAAGAAGAACCGUGGUGAGGAGGAGAUGGCUGUGCUAGUGAGAGGCCAGGGCAGGAUGAUGGAGGAGGGGGAAGCUGCCACGGGAGGAUAUGAUGUCCUUGAGCAGAGGCACUCCGACGUCUCCACUGAUCUGUACAGCUCACAGUUUGAAAACAUCCUAGACAAUGCAUCUUUAUACUACAGCGCGGAGUCGCUGGAGACAUUGUACUCGGAGCCUGAGAGCUACUUCAGCUUUGAGAUGCCACUCACUCCCAUGAUCCAGCAGCGCAUGAAGGAGGGCGGCCAGUUUUUAGAUCGGACAUCAGCUGCAAGGCAGCCAGAUGUCCUGCAGCUUCCCCCUGAUGGGGAGGUGAAGGGCUGCGGUGAAGGCAUUGACAAUGGCAUAAGGGAUGUGAGCGAAACACUCUUCAGAGGAGAUGUCACGGAAGUCCUUCAUUUGGAAAGCAAUGCUGAACUGCAGAAUGUGGUGGUAGACUCUGGUGCUGCCAUGGGGAGCAAUGAACUUCAGGAGAAAGAUGCCACCAGAGCCCUUGGCCAUGAUCUCAGCAAUGGCAGCAGUAGCAAUUUGGAAGCAGCCAGGCGCCUGGCUAAGCGCCUCUACCGUCUGGACAGGUUCAAACGCUCUGAUGUGGCAAAGCAUUUGGGUAAAAACAAUGAAUUCAGCAAGCUUGUGGCCGAAGAAUACCUUAAGUUUUUUGACUUCACAGGCAUGACGCUGGACCACUCACUCAGGAGUUUCUUUAAAGCCUUUUCACUUAUCGGAGAAACUCAGGAACGAGAGAGAGUUUUAAUCCACUUCUCCAGCAGAUACUACCAGUGCAAUCCAAACACCAUUUCUUCCCAAGAUGGAGUUCACUGUCUCACGUGUGCCAUGAUGCUGCUGAACACAGACCUACAUGGCCAUAACAUUGGGAAAAAGAUGACCUGCCAAGAGUUCAUUGCUAACCUCCAAGGGAUGAAUGAUGGCAAAGACUUCCCGAAAGGGCUGUUGAAGGCACUCUACAAUUCAAUCAAGAAUGAGAAGCUGGAAUGGGCAGUAGAUGAAGAAGAGAAAAAAAAGUCUCACUCGGAUGGUACAGAUGAAAAGGAUAAUGGGAGCCAGACGAAGGCUGUUAGUCGAAUUGGAAACUCAAAUAACCCAUUCCUGGACAUCCCUCAUGACCCCAAUGCUGCUGUUUAUAAAACUGGAUUUCUGGCUCGGAAAAUCCAUGCGGAUAUGGAUGGAAAGAAAACUCCCCGGGGAAAGCGAGGCUGGAAAACCUUUUAUGCUGUGCUGAAGGGAACGGUCCUGUACUUGCAGAAGGAUGAAUAUAAGCCAGAAAAGGCUUUGUCGGAGGAAGAUCUGAAGAAUGCAGUUAGCGUGCAUCAUGCGCUUGCAUCCAAGGCAACAGACUAUGAGAAGAAACCAAAUGUCCUCAAGCUUAAAACAGCAGAUUGGAGGGUCCUGCUUUUCCAAGCCCAGAGCCAAGAAGAAAUGCUGACCUGGAUCAACAAGAUUAACUGUGUGGCUGCUGUCUUCUCUGCACCUCCAUUUCCAGCGGCAAUUGGCUCUCAGAAGAAGUUCAGCCGCCCGCUCCUGCCAGCCACCACAACGAAGCUAUCUCAGGAUGAACAGCUGAAGUCCCAUGAAGCUAAGCUGAAGCAGAUCUCCACUGAGCUUGCUGAGCAUCGCUCCUAUCCUCCUGACAAGAAGCUCAAAGGCAAGGAAGUAGAUGAUUACAAACUGAAGGACCACUAUCUGGAGUUUGAGAAAAAUCGCUAUGAGAUUUAUGUUGGCCUCCUGAAGGAAGGGGUGAAGGAGCUGCUGAGCGGAGGAGAGAAUGAUGCACCAGGACUGAAGAAAUCACACUCGAGUCCCUCAUUGAAUCAGGAGUCUCCAGUUAGCGCCAAGGUGAAACGUAAUGUCUCUGAGAGGAAGGACUACAGGCCAGAAACACCCAGCAUUAAGCAGAAGGUCACUUAG
Molecule: messenger RNA, 2984 nt
Organism: Leptosomus discolor (cuckoo roller)
Lineage: Eukaryota; Metazoa; Chordata; Aves; Leptosomiformes; Leptosomidae
Source: RefSeq, a predicted model, not a curated record